GGGCCGGGGUCGGGUCUGGUCUGGUCUGGCCUGGCUCCGUCGGUGGGUGACGCAGUUCCGGUGGCAGCGUGACUUCCGGUGACGAGGCUGAACGUGUGUUGGAGAUGGUGCUUCUGGAGAGUGAUUCGUUUCUGACUGAGCUGACUCGCCUUUUCCAAAAAUGCCGAACCUCUGGCAGUAUUUACCUUACCAUGAAGAAAUAUGAUGGUCGGACAAAGCCAGUUCCACGGAAAGGAAACCCCGAUACCUUUGAACCUGCUGACAAUAAGUGUCUACUGAGGGCAACUGAUGGGAAGAAGAAGAUUAGCACAGUGAUUAGCUCCAAGGAAGUGAACAGGUUUCAGAUGGCAUACUCAAACCUGCUACGGGCACACAUGGACGGCUUGAAGAAGAAAGACAAGAAAAGCAAAAGUAAGAAGACCAAGGCCACACAGUGACUGAGCUGUUGUCACGGCAACAGGGGACAAGCUAUUGGAGGAGACAGACAGCUUUGCUAUUCCCAAACCUAACAUAAGACCCUUAGACUGCAAUCAACUUCAGUUACUUAUUUUUUUUCAUAGACAUCAAUUGCAUGGAGAUGUGGAGGAAUUGGCAGUAGGGUGAGAGGAGAAGAAACUUGUUUCUGCCAGGACCUCAGUGGAAAUGCAUCAUGACCACAGAUGUGUCUGAUAACUGCGUCCAUGGUAGCACGUCAUCUUAUUCAUGCUUUGGCAUAUUUAUUGCAAAGUGUUGCUGUGCGUGGCCCAAACAUAACCUUUGCUAGGAUUUUGCAGGUUUUACAUCAGUGCAUCAUGGGCAUGUAGGGUAAAUUUCUCCUAUCUCUUUAAUUAGUUGUUUUUCAAUGUGGUUAUCAGUGAUGUGCACUGAAUAAUUUGACAGCUAUGCACCCAUUCAGCCUGUCCCUGGAUGCAACCCUGGACAUUCCUGCAGAAGCAGAGAUAUUCUCUAACAUUCAGUAAUGAAACUAAACCCUUUGUGAAAUGAAUUACGGGGGGUGUCACUGCCCUGUCAAGAGAGGAUCCUCAUCUUCUUUACCCUGCUUGUCAUAAAGAUGUUCCACAGUGUGUUCUCUGAAAUCAAAGAGAGAUAUGUAUCUUUUGGCCAAAUAUAUAAGAGAAUUUUGUUGCUAUCUUUUAAUGAUCAGCUGGAGCUGAUAUUGUUUCCAAAUGGGGUUAUAGGUUGAUUGUUGCAGAGCUAUGUAUAAACUAAAAUAAAUUUCAAAGAAGGCUUUCUGAACCAUUUUAUUACA
Rhincodon typus (whale shark) is the source of this 1249-nucleotide messenger RNA. RefSeq names its product signal recognition particle 14 (gene srp14). NCBI's taxonomy places the organism in Eukaryota, Metazoa, Chordata, Chondrichthyes, Orectolobiformes, Rhincodontidae. Gene Ontology annotation, cellular component: signal recognition particle, endoplasmic reticulum targeting. Gene Ontology annotation, biological process: SRP-dependent cotranslational protein targeting to membrane. The transcript has 5 exons. Gene Ontology annotation, molecular function: endoplasmic reticulum signal sequence receptor activity; 7S RNA binding. The record is from RefSeq and is a predicted model, not a curated record. Bases 105 to 437 code for a protein of 110 amino acids.